Messenger RNA from Theobroma umbraticum, 438 nucleotides. RefSeq names its product zinc finger CCCH domain-containing protein 48-like. Gene Ontology annotation, molecular function: protein binding. Lineage: Eukaryota; Viridiplantae; Streptophyta; Magnoliopsida; Malvales; Malvaceae. The record is from RefSeq and is a predicted model, not a curated record.
CAAGGGAACUGUAAUUAUGGGGAUAAGUGUAGGUAUUUACAUUCUUGGAGUCUAGGGGAAGGUUUUACGAUGUUGAGUCAUCUUGAUGGGCACCAAAAAGUUGUUAGUGGAAUUGCGUUGCCAGCAGGGUUGGAUAAGCUCUAUACGGGGAGUAAAGAUGAGACCGUGAGGGCUUGGGAUACCAACUCUGGUCAGUGCAUGGGUGUGAUUAAUCUUGGUGGUGAAGUGGGUUGCAUGAUUAGUGAAGGUCCUUGGCUGUUUGUUGGCAUACCGAAUGUUGUCAAGGCAUGGAACACCCAAACUAACUAUGAGCUCAGUCUUACUGGACCUGUUGGACAAGUUUAUGCUAUUACAGGAUGGGUACGUUGGCAUAUCUCGGCUUCAUCAGAAACUUCCCUUUCUCUUUUCAAUUCUAUUGCAUCUCCUAUAUUCCAAUAA